AUGGCUAGUCCAACUGUUGCCAACGCACGUUCUGUAUCCGAACCGAAAACGUUACGGCAAGACGCUGAUGUCGAGUCGUCCGUAGAUGCAACUAGUACAAUUGACAUAGAACACGUUCCAGUUAACGACGACCCCCGUCAGUGGAGCCCUGCUAGAAAAACCACGACUUUGUGCAUUGUGUCACUGGCUACAAUGAUGUCUGCAUUAGCUUCUAACAUCCAAAAUCCCUCGAACUCGUUGAUAGAAGUAGAUCUGCAUGCGACAAGCAGCCAGAUUAGCUGGUCGUUGGCGGCAUUCCUAAUCAUACAGGGGAACUUUCCUCUAUUAUGGAGCGCCGCAAGCGAAAUUAAAGGCCGUAAGCCCGUCUAUCUGGUGGCUUCGGCUUUAUUUAUGGUAGGAAGUGCUGCGUUGGCACUUUCCAAGACCAUCGAGAUGAUGAUUGGCAUGCGAGCACUUCAAGCUGCGGGGUCAUGCGCUGCCAUGUCUAUUUCGGCUGCGACACUGGCUGAUAUCUACGACACUCACGAGCGAGGGACCACGAUGGGUAUCUUCUUUGCUGCACCUCUCUUAGGACCCGCCCUGGGCCCUAUCCUCGGGGGGUCGUUGUCACAAGCCUUCGACUGGCGUGCAAGUUUCUACUUCAUGCUUAUCUGUGCAGCAGUCGUAUUCUUGUCUUUCCUCGUCCUGUUCAAGGAUACAUACCGACGUGAACGGAGCCUCACCUAUUGCUCCGCUUUACAGCGACUUCUUACCUCCAAAGAACCUGUUCGGAAUCCAAACGAAUCUAUCAUCGUUGGGCAUGAGUCCAACAAGGACCAAACACCUGUCAAGGAUGUGAGAUCCGGACUGGACGAUGUCAAACUCUCACUCAAGGACAUCAACCCAUUUCCACCAUGCUUUCGAAUUCUGUCGCGCAAGAACAACGUUUUAAUUCUUAUCGCUAAUGGACUCAUCUUCGGAUUUACGUAUUGUCUUUCAUACACGUGCUCUCGCACUCUCGCCGAUGCGUAUGAUUAUAGCGCGUUUAGCAUUGGCUUGGUAUUGCUUUGCUUGGGAGUAGGAAGUAUCGCUGGGAGUGUGCUUAGUGGGCGUUGGUCUGAUCGGGUGCUUGCAAAGAUGAUCGAAGCGAACGAAGGAAAGUGGCACGCAGAAAUGCGGUUAGAGAGCUCGAAACUGGCGAUGCUGUGGCUACCUCCAUUUGUCGUCGGAUAUGCUUGGGUGUGCGAAAAGCAUGUGCAUGUCGCCGUCAUUUGCAUCAUGCUCCUACUUAUUGGAUUCUCCUCCAUAUGGAUGUAUACUAGUACAUUGGCAUACCUCGUUGAUGCCAAUCCUGGUCGCUCAUGUUCAGCGGUAGGCGACCAACAGCUCGAUCCGAGGAUCCCUGGCUUUUGUUUCGAUUUUGAUUGCUGUACCGCUCCAAGAGAUGGGGGAUUGUACACAGCAUGGGCUGGCGUCAUGGUUGUGAUGGAAUUACUUGUUUUAUUGGUGUUACACAAGGGUGAAUCAUGGCGCAGGGAAAGCGAGGAGCGCGAGCUGAAAUCAGGGAAUUAA
This is a messenger RNA of Suillus subaureus, 1551 nucleotides long. Its product is annotated as major facilitator superfamily domain-containing protein. The record is from RefSeq and is a predicted model, not a curated record. NCBI's taxonomy places the organism in Eukaryota, Fungi, Basidiomycota, Agaricomycetes, Boletales, Suillaceae. The transcript has 11 exons. Bases 1 to 1551 code for a protein of 516 amino acids. Gene Ontology annotation, molecular function: transmembrane transporter activity. Gene Ontology annotation, biological process: transmembrane transport.